GUGUUUGAGGGCAAAAUAGAGAAAGCUAGCUCCUAUCUUUUGGCUAGUAAUAUUGCUAAGUUCGAGAAUGUAGGAAGUUCCCUUAAAGGUAACAUCGAAAGUCAGUUAAAGAUAUCGUUAUUUGACCAGCAUGUUCUUGAAUACUGCUCUCCAAGUGCCUUGUUUUGCAGUAGAAAUAAUUGUGUCAAAGGUCUUCACGUUGUUGAGCUUGGACGAGCCAGAGCCCUAGCAGAUUCAAUGUCAUGCAGCUCAGUGCUACGUAAAAAACGAAGUAUAUGCUAAUGACCUUUUUUGGGGUGCUGUUGAAAGGCGUAUGAACAUUGGAAAUAACUGUUCCUUCCUGUACAUUUCCUUCUUUGUCAAUUCUCUGUUUCUUUGGCUUUUUAAUAAGCGAGGCGAACUGGGCACGGCAUGAUUCGUUUCCAAGAAGUAAAUACGAAACAAAAGGAGGGUGACGUGUUUGACAGCGAAUGGUUACAAAAGGUAGCUUCCCUACGUCGUGAGCAGUGUGAAGAUCGAUCUUGGUUUCCAUCCCAAGUCAAGCAUCAAAAACAUGAUGAACAACAUCGCAGUACUUACUCUUGCUGAGUCUUUGCUGAAUGUUACAAAUUGUUUCUCGAGCCGUUAGCUGACUGCCUCUGUGAUGAAACCGAAAUCAUAAUUGUUCCCAAUCGCUGCUUGUUCAGAGUACCGUUUGCAGCGUUGGAGGAUGAAAGAGGAAAGUAUUUAUCAGAUUCCUUCAGGAUCCGCAUCAUUCCCUCAUUGUUGACUAUUAAGCUCAUUCAGGACAGUCCAUGAGACUAUCACAGUCAGACUGGAGCACUGAUUAUAGGAGGCCCCUAUGUUGGUCUGGUGCGCUAUGGGGACCAUGAAAUCCAGGCAAAGCCACUGUCUCGUGCUAGAAAAAAAGCAGAGAGAAUUGGCAAACAACUCCAAGUUCUUCCUUUGCUAGAAGAAAAAGCAAAAAAAGAGGCGGUUCUUCAAAGAAUUAAUACUGCAAGUGUUAUUCAUUUCGCUGCUAAUGAUGACGAAACGUGGAGAAAUCAUUCUUGCUCCUAUGCACCCUUUUUAUUGGAAACCAGGAGAAGAGAAAGCGCGAGAAGAAGAGAUACCGAGAGAUGAAGACUACAUAUUGACAAUGGCCGACAUCUCACAAGUUCGACUGCAAGCCAAAUUGGUUGUCCUUAGCAGUGUUGCCACAGCGCAAGUGGACGCAUCAGUGCCGAGGGAGUUGUUGGAAUUGCUCAUGCGUUCCUGGGAUCUGGUGCACGCUCAGUAUUAG
Porites lobata is the source of this 1282-nucleotide messenger RNA. The record is from the annotation of a GenBank genome assembly. NCBI's taxonomy places the organism in Eukaryota, Metazoa, Cnidaria, Anthozoa, Scleractinia, Poritidae.